AACGGCCUGAUCGUUUCUGUAGCUGUUCUUUUGAGAUUAUUCCGGCGCCGAAUACCAAGCGACAUGAAGCUCGAUCCGAAAGCGAUCCGCUACCUCACAGCUGAGGACUUCCGCGUGCUCUCCGCGAACCAUGUUGCAGGUUGAGACCGGAAGUAGAAACCAUGAAGUUGUUCCCACGCCUUUGAUCGCACAGAUUGCCGGACUUCGCGGUGGCAGCGGAGUGCACCGAGCUAUCUCGAACCUGGCCAAGACCAACCUGAUCGCCAAGGUCAAGAAUGCGAAAUAUGACGGUUAUCGCCUCACCUAUGGAGGUCUCGAUUAUCUCGCCCUCAACGCCCACCAGAAGCAGAAAUGCAUCUACUCCGUCGGCAACCAGAUCGGUGUCGGCAAGGAAUCCGAUAUCAUCGUGGUCGCCAACCACCAAGGAACGCAGCGCAUCUUGAAGAUCCACCGUCUGGGUCGUAUUUCCUUCCGAACUGUCAAGACCAACCGCGACUACCUCCGUCACCGUAGCACCGGCUCCUGGAUGUACAUGUCGCGCCUGGCCGCGAUGAAGGAAUAUGCCUUCAUGAAGGCGCUACGAGAGAACGACUUCUCGGUCCCCGAACCCAUUGCGCAGAACCGACACACCAUCGUCAUGAGCCUGAUCGAUGCAUUCCCUCUACGACAGAUCUCCAAGGUCGCCAAUCCCGCGUUACUGUACUCCGAGCUGAUGGAUAUGAUUAUGCGGUUGGCGCGGUUUGGUUUGAUUCAUGGUGAUUUCAACGAGUUCAACAUCCUCAUCAAGGAGAUCGAGGACCCAGAGGCCAAGGGAAAGGGACGUGAGGAUGAUGAGAACGAUGAAAAUAUCCGGCUGGAGCCCGUCAUGAUCGAUUUCCCGCAGAUGGUGUCGAUCGACCACCCCAAUGCGGAGAUGUACUUCGACCGCGAUGUCAACUGUAUCAAGCGUUAUUUCCAACGCAAGUUCCACUUCGUCAGCGACGUGCCUGGUCCGUUCUUCGCUGCUGCGAAGAAGCAGCUCAUCCAGAACCCUGGAAAGCGGUUAGAUGUGGAGGUUGAGGCGUCCGGCUUCUCGAGGAAGAUGGCGCGCGAGCUGGAGAACUACAUGCGGGAUGUUGGUGCCAAUGGCGAUAACGAAGAGGGCGAGGGAAGUGAUGAGGAAGACGAGAAGGAGGAAGGAGAAGAAGAGGAAGAAGAUGCAGAGAAUGAGAGUGGUGCGGAGGAACAAGUUCCUCAGAUGUCCGAGGAUAUGGCUCGGCGACUGGGGAACCUGCAAGUGUAGGAUGGGGAGUAGGCACACUCCAAUUAAAUGAUAACGACCAUGAUGAAUAUAGAAAUUUUCUUUUCAUUUCACAUAUCUUCCCAAG
Messenger RNA from Aspergillus sclerotioniger CBS 115572, 1367 nucleotides. Its product is annotated as protein kinase RIO2. The record is from RefSeq and is a predicted model, not a curated record. Gene Ontology annotation, cellular component: preribosome, small subunit precursor; nucleus; cytosol. The transcript has 3 exons. Gene Ontology annotation, molecular function: ATP binding; protein serine/threonine kinase activity. NCBI's taxonomy places the organism in Eukaryota, Fungi, Ascomycota, Eurotiomycetes, Eurotiales, Aspergillaceae. The coding region runs from base 131 to 1282 and encodes 383 amino acids. Gene Ontology annotation, biological process: maturation of SSU-rRNA; protein phosphorylation.